CAUAUUCAUUCAUAUUCAUACUUUACAAAAUCCAAAUUAUAUUCAUUCACAUUUCUCAGAUCAUCAUCAAAAAUCUAAAAAAAAAUCAAUAAAUGGCUAAUUCAAACACAAUUGUUGCGAUUUUACUGAUCGUCGCGUGUAUCGCGGGAUCAGUAAUCGCGCAACAAUCUCCAACCGCAUCACCAACUGUUUCCCCAACAGCCACUCCCACAGCCUCACCUCCAUCUGUAGUGCCUACGUCAUCACCCACCGAAUCGCCACCUGCACCACCUACUUCUUCUCCUCUUGCUCCGUCGUCUCCUACUGCAAUGCCGCCUGCCGUCUCCACCAGUACUCCUACCGGCUCCCCGACGGAUUCUCCGUCGUCUGCUAGCUUCAACAGAGUUGCUGGAUCUGUUGCCGUGGUUGCCUUAGCCGCUGCUUUCGUUUUGUAGAGUUGUUUUCAUGAUUUUUGUUACACAUUGAGCGACUGUUUUUUCGAUUUAUUGUGAUUCUAUAUUGAUUAUUUGUUGUAUGAUCGAUUAUUAAUCGACGUGAUGUUUUUAUUAUUAUCAUUAUAUAUGAUUUUAUUUUUCUA
Messenger RNA from Erigeron canadensis, 577 nucleotides. Its product is annotated as classical arabinogalactan protein 5-like. The transcript has a single exon. Bases 93 to 434 code for a protein of 113 amino acids. The record is from RefSeq and is a predicted model, not a curated record. Lineage: Eukaryota; Viridiplantae; Streptophyta; Magnoliopsida; Asterales; Asteraceae.